AUGUUGACACGCUUUAUGGAGGGUCUUCUUUGCUGCCUCCCCUCGAAGUCGGCUAAUGUUGUGGUUCCUGUAGAAACCUCAGAAUCCACGGAUGGCUAUGAGUUUGUGGAGGUGAAACCAGGCCGUGUCCUGCGCGUUCGACAUAUCAUCCCUGACCGGCCGGUGGUGGAGGAGCCCACUGGACCCGGUGGGACUGUCAGCUGCAAACGAAAGAUCACAGUAUAUCGUAAUGGACAGCUUUUCAUUGAGAACUUGGGUGACAGGGCAAGUGCAGAGCUGAAAAACUGCCAGAAUGGAGAGGCAGAACCAAACAGCACUGUAGAGGUUGAACUUACAGACUGUGGUAAGUCCUCGGUGCCCGUCAGCAUCCCUGAGGUCGGGGCUGAGUCUGUCAAAGCUGGAAAAGAUGGGUCAGCUGAAACAGUAGCAGGAGGAGAGGCACCUGCUGCUGGGCAGACUGACCAGUCGCAGCAACCCAGGAAGCGCAGGAAGAAGCCCAAGCGCACUGUGGUGAUCGACUGUGAGAGGAAGAUAUCGGCCUGUAAGGGGACACACGCAGACGUGGCUCUGUUCUUCAUCCAUGGAGUGGGAGGCUCUCUGGACAUCUGGAAAAGCCAGCUUGACUUCUUUUCCAGGCUGGGCUAUGAGGUGAUCUCCCCGGACCUUGCAGGUCACGGAGCCAGCUCAGCACCGCAGAUAGUUGCUGCAUACACUUUCUAUGCCCUAGCUGAGGAUAUGAGACUCAUCUUCAAGAGAUAUGCACGCAAGAGGAAUAUUCUCAUUGGACAUUCUUACGGUGUGUCGUUCUGUACCUUCCUGGCCCACGAGUACCCGGAGCAGAUCCACAAGAUGGUGAUGAUCAACGGAGGUGGUCCCACAGCUCUGGAGCCCAGCCUCUGCUCCAUCUUCAACCUGCCCACCUGUGUGCUUCACUGCCUCUCGCCACUGCUAGCCUGGAGCUUUCUCAAGGCUGGCUUCGCUCGGCAGGGUGCCAAGGAGAAGCAGCUGCUGAAAGAAAACAAUGCCUUCAACGUGUCUUCCUUUGUGCUGCGCGCCAUGAUGAGUGGGCAGUACUGGCCUGAGGGGGAUGAGGUUUACCAUGCUGAACUCACAGUGCCCAUCCUGCUGGUCCAUGGCAUGCAUGACAAGUUUGUCCCCAUUGAAGAAGACCAGCGCAUGGCGGAGAUCCUCCUAAUGGCCUUCCUGAAGGUCCUGGAGGACGGCAGUCACAUGGUCAUGAUGGAGUGUCCUGAGGCUGUCAACACACUCCUGCAUGAGUUCAUCCUGUGGGAGCCGACCACCCCUCCACCGCCGAAGAAAGAGUCCAAAACACGUCCAGAAACUGCCAAAGCCCAAUCGGACAACACCAAGGCUACAUCUGACCCUUCCCAGGUCCGACCUGCAACCGCAAGGCAGACCUCAUCAAAUGGCGGCACAGAGGAGAAGCGAGACAGCAAGGCCUGA
Anoplopoma fimbria (sablefish) is the source of this 1464-nucleotide messenger RNA. RefSeq names its product abhydrolase domain containing 8b (gene abhd8b). Bases 1 to 1464 code for a protein of 487 amino acids. The transcript has 4 exons. NCBI's taxonomy places the organism in Eukaryota, Metazoa, Chordata, Actinopteri, Perciformes, Anoplopomatidae. The record is from RefSeq and is a predicted model, not a curated record. Gene Ontology annotation, molecular function: catalytic activity.